GGGACCAGCUGAAGCCUGCCUCCGGGUGCGGUAUUUUCUCGCUGUGUUGAAGACCCAUUGGUGGCCUUGGGCUGUUUUCUGCUCUUUGGUCGGGUUGUUGUCUCUCGUUUCCAUUUUCAAUUUUAAUGAUGAUUUUAUGCUAUUUUUCGCCACGCCUAAUUCAAUACAUUUAAAUCACACCACAUGAACUUCAAUCAAAAAGUUAAAUUGUUAUUAAACCAACUGUCAAGCCUCCGGAAGCUAAAAGAAAAUGUCCGUCUUUUAUUUAGAUGUUAUGUAGGUAGUGGGCGUUUCCGGUUAGUUUCACUUUCGUUUUCAAUGUUUACCGCAACAACUUUGGAGGACUCUGUCUCAUGUAACCCAGUAUCCAUUAUAUUCUUUAAGUGGGACGAACAAAAACAGUAUGGAUAAAUACGUGUGACUGGUAAGAAUACAAUGAAAUCAAAAGCCACCAUGAAUAUACUGUUGAUAUCACAUCUUCAGAAAGGAAGUGGGAACCUGCAUACAAUUGAGAGAAUAAGAACAUAUUUGUCGGAUGUGGACUAUAAAUGCACUCUGACGUCACCAGAAGAGUUUAACGAUGAAGGCGAUUUGAAGAGCUAUGUGAAAGCAAACAGCAUUAAAUUAAUUAUAGGGCUUCAUGCAUUUCGCUCUGGCAAGUUGCUUCAAGAUUCAAAAAUGAAUUACAUAUUGAUAAUUGGUGGAACAGAUGUAAAUGAAGAUUACAGAAAUCAAGAAAAAAUGACUGUAAUGACACAAUCAGUUGUAUCUUCCAGGAAAAUCAUAGUUUUUAGCAACGGUCUUCGGCAGAAAGUACAAGAGCUAUGGCCGGAAAUGCCACAGAACAAGAUAUUUGAAAUUAAACAAGGAGUACAAACAUGUCCGUCCAAGUUUUCAUUGGCUGGCUAUAUACACCAGCACCACUCGGACGUUUAUACAACUGACAUGUCAAUAUGUAUAUGUGUCGGGAGUAUUCGACCUGUAAAGAAUCCUUUGUAUCUAGUGGAAGAAUUUUCAAAGUUACACGAGAGACGACAAAAUAUCAUUUAUGUUAUUUGUGGACAAGUGGUUGAUGAAGAAUAUGGAAAGUUGUUCAGAACGAAAAUUGAUAGUCUUCCAGGAGUUAUAUUUAUACCAGGAUUACCUCUGAUAGAUGCCCACUCUGCCAUUCAACAAAGUUUGGCAUAUAUAAACUGCUCAAAUAGUGAAGGAAUGGCUCUGGCGAUUUUAGAAGCAAUGAUGUUGAAAGUACCUGUAAUUGUACGUGAUAUUGAUGGCAAUAAAGAUAUCGUAGAACAUGGCGUUAAUGGUUUUGUAUUCUCUAAUCCAAAGCAAUGUAUAGAACAUGUGGAACAAUUAUUACUUGAUAAACAUUUACGAGAGAACACAGUACAAGGCGCCAGUGAAUAUGUACAGCGAGAACAUAGUGUUGACUCUGAACGUAACAAGUAUUGUGAUGUAGUUCAGUCUUGCAUGGAAUAACGAAGACAAUUUAAGAACAUUAUUAAUGAGCUUUAACUUGCGGUUUCGUUUGGAUUUUUUGAACCACCGUUUUUUCAGUAUUCGUCAACAGAAUUUGUCUUUCUUUAUUAUUUUAUUUUUACUUUUCUGUUUGUUUGACCUUCAAUUGCAUUCCUUUUUGUAUCUCUUUUUUUUCUUUUCUAGUCUCAGGUCAAUAUUGAACUAAACACCAUGCAAAUAUUCUGACCCAUAUAGUAUAUGAGGUCUGGAUGAGGGGUUUUUAUACGACCGCAAAAAUUAAAAAAAUUUUGGUCGUAUAUUGGUAUGACGUUGGCGUCGUCGUCGUCGUUGUCGUUGUCGUCGUCGUCCGAAGACACAUUGGUCUUCGCACUCUAACUUUAGUUUAAGUGAAUGGAUCUCCAUGAAAUUUUACCAUAAGGUUCAAUACCACUAAAGGAAGGUUGGGAUUGAUUUUGGGGGUUAUGGUACCAACAGUUAAGGAAUUAGGGGCCAAAAAGGGGCCAAAAAUAAGCAUUUUUAUAACUUCCAGACAAUAACUUGUGUGUAAGUGUAUGGAUCUCUCUGACAUUGUACCACAAGGUUCCAUAUCACAAAGGGAAGUCUAUAAAUGAUUUUUGGGGUAAUUGCCUCAAAAUUUUAGAAAUUAGGGGCCAAAAAAGGUGCAAAAAACAAGCAUUUUUCUAGUUUCAUGACAAUAACUUGUGUGUAAGUGUUUGGAUAUUUCUGAAAUUGUACUACAAGGUUCCAUAUCACAAAGGGAAAGCUGGAAUUGAGUUUGGGGGUAAUUGCCCGAAACGUUUAGGAAUUGGGGGCCAAAAGGGGGCCAAAAAUAAGCAUUUUUCUAGUUUCCAGACAAUAACUUGUGUUCAAGUGUAUGGAUCUCUCUGAAAUUGUACUGCAAGGUACCAUACCACAAAGGGAAGGCUGGGAUUGAGUUUUGGGGUGAUGAAUCAUAAGGGGGUUCAAAAAAUUUGGGGGGGGGGGUUUCUUUUUUUUUUCUUUUUUUCUUUUAAAAUUUUUCAUUUUAAGUUGGUUAUUUCUGAUUUAUAUUUAAAAGCAAAUAAUAAUGAUAUGGUAGGAGAUACACACCAAACAGGAUGUGUAAAUUAUUAUAUAAUAAGUAUUGUGCAAUAGCAAGAAAUUUUCAAUUGCACAGUAUUGCACAAUAGCAAGAAAUCUUCAAUUGCACAGUAUUGCGCAAUAGCAAGAAAUCUUCAAUUGCACAGUAUUGCGCAAUAGCAAGAAAUAUCCAAUAGCACAAUAUUGCGCAAUAGCAAGAAAUUGUCAAUUGUACAGUAUUGCGCAAUAGCAAGAAAUAUUCAAUUGCACAGUAUUGUGCAAAAGAAGAUACUUUGUAUAAAUUGCUUAUUUCUUGAUCAAUUUCAAUGGGGUUUUAUUCUUGAAAUUCUUGGGGUUCUUUAAUAUGCUGAAUCUAACCGUGUAUUAAGUUUUUGGAUUUUGGGCCCCGUUUUUAAAUUGGUCCACAUUGAGGUCCAAAGGGUCCAAAAUUUAACUUUGUUUGAUUUCAUCAAAAAUUGAACUAUUGGGGUUCUUUGAUAUGCCGAAUCUAACCGUGUAUUUAGAUUCUUAAUUUUUGGUUCCGUUUUCAAAUUGGUCUACAUUAAGGUCCAAAGGGUCCAAAAUUAAACUUAGUUUGAUUUUAACAAAAAUUGAAUUUAUAGGGUUCUUUGAUAUUCUGAAUCUAAACAUGUAUUUAGAUUUUUGAUUAUGGGCCCAGUUUUCAAGUUGGUCCAAAUCGGGGUCCAAAAUUUAACUUUGUUUGAUUUCAACAAAAAUUGAAUAUAUGGGGUUCUUUGAUAUGCUGAAUCUAACCAUGUAUUUAGAUUUUUGAUUUUUUGGGCCCCGUUAUCAACUUUGUCCACAUUGAGGUCAAAAGGGUCCAAAAUUAAAACUUUUUUGUUUGGUUUCAUCAAAAAUUGAAUUCUUGGGGUUCUUUGAUAUGCUGAAUCUAACCAUGUAUUUAGAUUUUGGAUAUUGGACCAUAAUAGGUGAAUGUCCAAUUUAAAAUUUUUAAGUUCUUAGACCACAUUCAUUCUGUGUCAGAAACCUGUGCUGUGUCAAAUAUUUAAUCACAAUCCAAAUUCAGUGCUGUAUCAAGCUUGAAUGUUGUGUCCAUAGUUGCCCCAACUGUUCAGGGUUCGACCUCUGCGGUCGUAUCAAGCUGCGCCCAGCGGAGCAUUUUAUUUAUUUCUGUAUUCGUUAAUUCUUAAUGCCAUCUUUCUCUGUUCUUUAUUUAUUUUGACCAUUAUAUUCUUUAUUUUGCAGUACUCCAUUAUUCUCUAUUCUUAAAUUUGUUUGCCUAUUUAUCGCUAUUCUUUUAUUGUUUGUCUCUUUUUUCUGUGGUCGUUGUCCAUUACUUUCUUUUCUGUAAACCCAAUCCAGACUAUUGUUUAUGUUAUGUGAUCGGCGGAUGAUUCUUUUUUUUAAGAGUUGAAUGGUAAGUACUAAUGAAAAUGUAAAGCUUGUAUUGCAGGAGAGGAAGGUCUGUUUAGGUGGUUGAUUAAAAUUUAUCUACUUCUCAUUAUAUAAAAAUAAUUCAAAGAAAAGCUUCAUCAAGACAAUCAUGUUGCCUCUAUAAACAAGAUUUUUAGCAUGCAUUUAUAAAAAGUGGUCCCAUUUUUCUAAAUAUAUAUAUAAAUAUAUAUAUAUAAGGCGAUGUGGCAUGUCUAACGAAACAAAUAUCCACAUGAGACCAAAAGGACGUUGAUGUAAGCAAAAGUAUAUGAUCACCUUGUGAUGUUAAUUUCUCAAUCAAUUUACAGAUAUACUUAUUUAUAAUUUUUACAGCAUGUAUUAGGGCAGAAUAUUGUGAUAUUGAUAUUUUUAUAUUAUUUAUUAUUUGUUAUCAUAUCUCAUUAAAUAUUGAAUAAAAAAAA
Mytilus californianus (California mussel) is the source of this 4379-nucleotide messenger RNA. RefSeq names its product glycosyltransferase 1 domain-containing protein 1-like. The transcript is spliced from 12 exons. The record is from RefSeq and is a predicted model, not a curated record. Lineage: Eukaryota; Metazoa; Mollusca; Bivalvia; Mytilida; Mytilidae. The coding region runs from base 436 to 1482 and encodes 348 amino acids. Gene Ontology annotation, molecular function: glycosyltransferase activity.